Messenger RNA from Trichogramma pretiosum, 2674 nucleotides. RefSeq names its product V-type proton ATPase 116 kDa subunit a-like. Gene Ontology annotation, biological process: proton transmembrane transport; vacuolar acidification. Gene Ontology annotation, molecular function: proton-transporting ATPase activity, rotational mechanism; ATPase binding. The coding region runs from base 149 to 2674 and encodes 841 amino acids. The transcript is spliced from 13 exons. The record is from RefSeq and is a predicted model, not a curated record. Gene Ontology annotation, cellular component: vacuolar proton-transporting V-type ATPase complex; plasma membrane; vacuolar proton-transporting V-type ATPase, V0 domain. Lineage: Eukaryota; Metazoa; Arthropoda; Insecta; Hymenoptera; Trichogrammatidae.
UGACUUCGCGUAGGUGAAUCAGGUGAGUGGCGCGAGUCAAGUUGAACGUGCCUGUGAAAUUCCGUCAAUCACUGUCUUAGAAAUAGAAAAAUAAUUACUGGGACUGUUUUGGAUUUGAACACAUCAAAAAAAUAAAACAUUCUCCAAAAUGGGAGCAAUGUUUAGAAGUGAAAAAAUGGGCCUGGCCCAAUUAUUCAUCCAACCCGAAGCCGCUUAUCUCUCUAUAUCGGAAAUUGGAGAGACAGGAAAAGUUCAAUUCCGUGAUCUGAACAGUGAAGUCAGCCUUUUUCAGCGAAAAUAUGUCCAUGAAGUACGCCGUUGUGAUGAGAUGGAACGAAAAUUGCGUUUCAUUUCAUCUGAAGUAGCCAAACAUGAUGUCCUAAUUCCCGAAACAUUUGGACCAAUGCCUCGUGCACCUAAUCCUCGUGAAAUCAUCGAUCUUGAGGCCAAACUUGAAAAAAUAGAGCAUGAUGUUCUCGAGCUCAAUUCGAAUGCUGUCAAUUUAAAAGCUAAUUAUCUCAAAGACAUUGAAUUACGCUAUAUUUUGGACAAAACUCGCAUUUUCUUUUCUGAGGCAGAUAUGGAUACAAUGGGCCGCGUAUUCAGCGAGGAAACCCAAAUCCAACACUCUACUCAACGUGGACGCUUAGAUUUUGUUGCUGGAGUAAUUGAUCGGAACCGCAUGCCCGCUUUUGAACGCAUGCUCUGGCGCAUUUCAAGGGGUAACGCUUUAUUAAAACAAGCUGAUAUUGAAAAACCUUUGGAAGACCCAAUUACAGGCAACCCGCUUUAUAAAACCACGUUUGUAGUCUUCUUCCAAGGAGAACAAUUAAAAUCAAGAAUACAAAAAAUUUGCAGUGGUUUUCACGCCUCCAUCCAUCACUGCCCAAGUAAUCAUACCGAACGCAAAGAAAUGAACAAACACGUUCAAACGCGUAUUGCUGAUCUUGAAUUGGUUUUAAAUCAAACUCAAGAUCAUCGCUACCGCGUUUUGCAGAGCGUGGCAAAAGAUUUAUCUACGUGGGAAAUACAAGUUAAAAAAAUGAAAGCAAUUUAUCAUACACUAAACUUGUUUAAUAUUGAUGUAUCAAAGGAAUGCUUAAUCGGAGAGUGUUGGGUACCGAUGGCUGAUAUUGGUUUAGUGCAAGAGUGCUUAGCUGAGGGAACGCGUCAGUGUGGAAAUGCCAUUCCAUCUUUUUUGAAUAUACUGCAUACAGAUGAAAACCCUCCUACUUACAAUAGAACAAAUAAAUUCACUCAAGGAUUUCAAGUGUUAAUUGAUGCAUAUGGUGUUGCAUCGUAUCGUGAAGCUAAUCCCGCCCUGUAUACUAUUGUGACUUUCCCAUUUUUAUUCAGUGUCAUGUUUGGAGAUGCUGGCCAUGGGCUUAUAUUAUUUUUAUUCGGUCUCUACAUGGUUACACAAGAAAAAAAAAUAUUAAAACAAAAAUCUAAAAACGAAAUAUGGAACAUAUUUUUUGGUGGUCGCUACAUCAUUUUAAUGAUGGGAUUAUUCUCGAUAUAUACUGGCAUAAUCUAUAAUGACAUAUUCUCCAAAUCAAUGAACAUUUUUCAAUCUAGCUGGAACGUAAGCAGCUAUAAUGAAAAUUAUAUCAAGAUUCAUCAUUCCGACCAAUUGGAUCCAAAAACUUCCUUUUGGGGGAAUCCUUAUCCCGUCGGCAUGGACCCUGUCUGGGCUUUGGCUGAAAACAAAAUUAUCUUUUCAAAUUCAUAUAAGAUGAAACUAUCCAUAAUAUUUGGUGUCGUUCACAUGAUUUUUGGAGUCACUGUCAGUGUCGUCAAUAUUAUACAUUUCAAGAGAUACUCAAGUCUGAUCUUUGAAUAUUUACCGCAAUUACUGUUUCUGGUAUUGCUUUUUGCAUACAUGGUUGCCCUUAUGUUUAUGAAAUGGAUUUUGUACUCUGCACAAUACCCAGGCGAUUUUUCGGAAGGGUGUGCGCCAUCGAUUCUUAUAACUUUCAUAAACAUGAUGCUCUUUAGAUACGAUAAUAAAGGAGAAACGAUUGAUAAAAAUAAAUUCCAAUGUCCUGAAGAAAUAUUCGCAGGUCAGAGAAUAUUGCAAAAGACAUUUGUAUUUGUGGCUCUUGCUUGCAUUCCUCUUAUGCUUUUUGGAAAGCCUAUAUAUUUUUUGUGUACGAAGAAAUCAAAAAAAUCGAAACCCAUUGCAAAUGGGAUGGGCUCCGGAGACGUUGAAUUGCAACAAAGCAACGGUACAGCUAAUCAUGCUUCAUCUCAUGACGAUGGUCAUGGUGAAGAAGAAUCAUUUGGCGAAAUGAUGAUUCAUCAAGCGAUUCACACGAUCGAAUACGUACUGUCUACGGUAUCUCAUACAGCUUCGUAUCUGCGUUUAUGGGCUUUAUCAUUGGCCCAUGCUCAACUGUCAGACGUCCUCUGGAAUAUGGUUCUUAAAUUUGGUUUCAAUGCUGAAGAGGGUCAAUAUUUAAAAGCGAUUUACCUGUUUCUGGCAUUUGGAGCUUGGUCCUUACUUACUCUUGCAAUUUUAGUAAUGAUGGAGGGUCUGUCUGCUUUCCUUCACACCCUGCGUUUGCAUUGGGUCGAAUUUAUGAGCAAAUUUUAUAAAGGCGAAGGUUAUAUUUUCCAACCGUUCAGUUUCAAAAAUAUUUUAGAUUCUGAAGAAUCAACGGAAGAUGAUUAA